CAAUAUAGUACCAAAAAACCGAGGAAACAAGAAUGGGAGAAGAAGACAGAUGAACAACACCCCCCUGAGAGAAAGAGAGGACUUGUCACAAAUUCAGCCUCUUCCACCUUCCUCUUCAUGAUUAUGAGGAUGUUGGGAUGUUGUUGCAGCUUCUUGGUGCUUGGGAGCGCAUCGCCACUUCUGUUAAGUUUUCAAACAGCCAUGGUGGUUAAUCUGUACUAUCCCACUGACUGCUUCCGAAGCGGCCUCAGUCAUCUUGGGUCACUGGAUCUCACGCAAAGGAGAAGCUCUAAAGAUGAUUCUUUCGAGUAGCACGUAAAUUUUCGGGAGCUGCACUGAGGAGAUGGUUCAGUGAGGCAUCAAAAUGACAUCUACUCCAGCUAUGGCCUACAUAGAGAUGGUGCGCUCUCCGGCGCUGGAGAUGGGCACAUACCUUCUCACAGCUUGGACAGCGACCUGCAAUUCGCCGGAGGCGAACAGCACAUGGGAUUGGAUCAAAGUUAUUCUUUUCUCCCCAUGCUGUCAGCACGUCCUUAUCUCAUCGCUCCACCUCGUCUUCGUGGCCCUGCUCGCCCUCUACUCUAUCACUCGCCUUGUCGCAGUCCGACAAACAAGAUCCUCAUCUGUACAGCAGAAUGGAGUAGGAAAAACUUCACCGAGCGAAAUCCACAUCAGCUCAAUAUACAGAAUUCAGGUCGCAUGCAUCGCACUCGUGAUGCUCUUCCAGUGGUUUGUAGCUAUCUGGCGAGUCAUCCAUGCUGCGCGCUAUGGCUGGUUCCAUGUCCCUGCCCACGAGCUUGUCUUCUCCCUUAGUCAAGCCCUUGCAUGGUCAGUGUUCGCUGCUAUUGUGUGUCGCCAGAAGAGGUUUUGUGCCACACUGCAUUCGAAGCUACUGCGAGCAUGGUGGAUCAUGACAUUCUUAUUGUCACUGUUGGCACUCUAUACCAGCAUUGUUCGGUAUUUAAACCAUGAUCCGCGUGACGUCCAUCUUUGGAUCGAUGACAUUGUCAGCAUCGGGAUGUUUCCCGUCGUUGUUUUGCUUGUGUUGGUGGCUAUGGUGGGACGGACUGGCAUUUCAGUCGAGGACAGCGACCUCUUUGAGAGCCUUGUAGGUUUUGAUGCUUCUAUACCUGAAGACGGUGCCGUCGCAGGGGUUACUGAAUUCGCUUCGGCCUCCUUCAUCUCGAAAGCUAUGUGGUUGUGGUUGAAUCCACUACUGAAGCGAGGGAAUUCCAAGGUUCUUGAGCUCAAAGACAUACCUCUUCUUGCACCCGAAGAUCGUGCUGAAUUACUCUACUCCAAGUUUAUUGUCAAUUUUGAGUCUCAACCCGCGCCAGCAUCCGUAAGGACCGCUCUGUUGCAAACCUUCUGGCCUCAGAUCCUGUUCACAGCUUUCUUGUCAGUGUCGAAACUGUCUGUCAUGUAUGUGGGGCCAAUCCUCAUCACUCAGUUUGUAAGUAACGUGGCUGGAAACGAACUCUUCUCCUGCGAAGGUCUCGUUCUCGUUGUCAUUCUAUUUGCUGCGAAGUUGGUGGAGGUCCUCUCUGCGCAUCAUUUCAAUUUUUACACCCAGAAACUGGGCAUGGUGGUGCGGUCGUCUCUGAUCACAGCCAUGUACAGAAAAGGACUUCGCCUUUCGAGCUUUUCCCGGCAAACUCACAGCGCUGUUCAAAUUGCGAGAUACAUGUCAGUGGAUGCGCAGCGAAUCUCUGACUUGAUGUUGCAAAUCCAUCAUUUGUGGGCGCUGCCACUCCAAGUUGCAGUGGGUCUGAUCAUAUUGCACGCCGUUAUUGGAAUUUCGUGCUUAGGAGGUAUACUAAUGAUAUUUUUCAUUCUGUUCCUGAGCUUCAAUCUAGCCAAGUUUCACCGGGGUUACCAGGGCAAUAUCAUGAGAUUGAAGAACAUCCGCAUGACGAUCACCACUGAAGUACUCAACAACAUGAAAAUCCUUAAACUGCAGGCUUGGGAAGAUAUUUUCAAAAGGAAGAUUGAAGAAAUACGAAACUCGGAGCGGAAGUGGUUGGCGAAAUUCAUGUAUGUCUUAGCCAUUAACGUCUUCUUGCUAUGGCUCUCACCGAUCGCUUUCUCGACUGCCACAUUCGCCCUCUGUGUGCUGCUCAAAGUGCCACUUACCUCAGCUAAAGUCUUCACCGCCAUUUCUACCUUCCGAAUUAUGCAAGAGCCACUUCGUCUGUUUCCUCAGGCGCUGGUGACCAUUUCGCAAGCCAUCGAUUCGUUCGACCGACUCGAUAAUUACAUGUGCAGCGGAGAGGUUGAUCCCAGUGCUGUUGAGGAACUCCCUCUUGGCGGUAAAUUUGACGUCGAAAUUGAAAAUGGAAACUUCAAAUGGGAUCCAGCAAGCGAUCGACCCACUCUGAAGGAUGUUAAUGUGAAGGUCAAGCAUGGAACGUUUGUUGCCAUCGUUGGGAUGGUGGGAUCAGGCAAAUCUGCUGUGCUUUCAGCUGUUUUGGGCGAGAUGACAAAACUCUCUGGUUCGGUUAAAGUCAGAGGACGCACAGCCUACGUAGGGCAAUCGGCUUGGAUCGAGAAUGCAACUAUCAAAGACAAUAUUUUGUUUGGAAGAGAACUUGAUAAAGCGAGGUAUGAGGAAACGAUUCGCACGUGCUCGCUUACUCAGGAUCUGGCACGAAUGAACCUUGGUGACGAAACGGAGGUCGUUGAUCGUGGAAUUCAUCUUCCCAUAGAUCUGAAGCAAAGAAUUCAGUUGGCCAGGGCUGUGUACCAAGAUGCGGACGUUUACGUUCUAGAUGAUGUCUUUAGUUCCAUUGAUGCCCACAAUAGCAGCGUUCUCUUCAAGGAAUGUAUUAUGGGUGCCUUGGGGAAGAAGACGGUGUUGUUAGUCACUCACCAAAUGGAAUUUCUGCGUGGAGCUGACCUUAUCUUGGUACUUCGAAACGGCGAGAUAGUGCAAUCUGGAAAGUAUAAUGAGCUUUCAGAGGCAGGGACCGACUUCCAAACUUUACUGGCUGCUCAAAAAGAAGUUAAAGUGGUCUUCGAAAUGAAAGAAAGAGAAGAAGCUUUAGUUGUGGUGGACUGUACGACUCUUUCAAAACAAACGUCCCACAAUGCAGAGUUGACAAAAUCACCUUCUACAGAGAAGAAUUUGGACAAGAAAGCAUUGGGGGGCAGUGGCAGGAUGAUUAUCAAGACGCUUCAUUUAAAGCAUGACUCCAAGACAGUAUUCAGGAAAGCUAAAGCUUCCUUUAUCGACGAUGAGCAGCGUGCAACUGGCCAAGUCAGUCUCGGUGUGGACUUGCUGCACGCCAUGAAAGCGUUCAAAGGGUUCCAUGUCUUCGUGCUCCUUGUUCUUCAGACGUGCUGGCAAGGACUGCAGAUUGCAAGUGACUACUGGCUGGCGCAUUCUACCGCAUAUCCAACCAACUUCCAGCCUGCUCAGUUCAUUACAAUGUACUUUGAGCUCGUCUUUGGGAGUGGAUUCUUCAUCCUCCUGAUGUCCCUCUUCACAGCUUUUGCAGGUCUCAUGACUGCUCAAUCAUUCUUCGAUUCUCUCCUCAAUUGCAUCAUGCGUGCUCCCAUGGCCUUCUUUGACAGAACACCUUCUGGAAGAAUUCUUUCUCGGUUUGCAACCGAUCAAUCGAACGUGGACUUCUUGGUGCCCAUCUUAGCGGGCACCGUCCUAUGUCAGGGCUUUCAAGCCUUCGGUAUUCUCGUUGUUGUUGUUCAGGUGACGUGGCAAAUGAUAUUCGUUAUCGUGCCACUUGCGUAUGUGUACGUCUUGCUCCAGCGAUAUUACGUUGCCACUUCUCGGGAGCUGACACGCAUAGAUGGGACUACGAAAGCAUCAAUAAUUGUACACUUUUCUGACACUAUCUCCGGACUUGCGACGAUUCGAGCCUUUUGUCAGCAACCAAGGUUUGCUACAGUGAAUAUGGAGAGGGUGGAUGCCAGUCUCAGGACGGCUUUCCACAAUAAUGCAGCAAAUGAAUGGCUCGGAUUCCAUCUUGAAAUGAUUGGGACGGUUGUGUUAGCGACUUCAGCUCUGUUCAUGGUUACCGUAGGACGAAAUUUCAUUGACCCAGAGCUUGUUGGCUUAUCCCUCUCGUAUGGACUAGCACUCAACGGAUAUCUGUACGGGAUAGCCUACUUGGCUUUUCAACUGGAGAACAACAUGGUGUCUGUGGAACGUAUCAACAAGUACUGUGGAAUCACGAGCGAGGCACCUCCAGUUAUAGAGGAUAGCAGGCCAGCUGAGAAUUGGCCUACCCAAGGCAGCAUUCAAUUCCACCGCCUCCAGCUUCGGUACGAUGUCGACACCCCUCUGGUGCUCAAGGACGUCUCUUUCAAUAUCAAGGGAGGGGAAAAAGUGGGAGUUGUUGGUAGCGGAAAGAGUAGCCUGAUCCAGGCCUUGUUCAGGCUUGUUGAGCCUUCAAAUGGUUGCAUUAUGAUUGAUAAACUAGACACGCGUCAGAUUGGCUUGAAAGACCUGCGCACUAAGUUUGGAAUCAUCCCCCAGGAUCCCACUUUGUUUGAGGGCACUGUUCGCAGCAAUAUAGACCCCAUGCACGAGCACACAGACCCUGAAAUUUGGGAGGUACUUGAGAAGUGUCAGUUGGCUGAAACAAUCAAAGUGAAGAAUGACAAGCUCGACUCCGUAGUGGUUGAGAAUGGUGACAAUUGGAGUGUGGGUCAAAGACAGCUCUUGUGGCUGGGACGCGCCUUGCUGAAGAAGGCCAAGAUCUUGGUUCUCGAUGAACCGACUACAGUUUUGGACACACUAACAGAUUCUAUCAUGCAAGAUAUCAUCCGGGCGGAGUUUGCAAAGUCGACCGUAAUCACCAUUGCCCGCCGCAUCCCGAGAGUCAUGGACGCCGACAAAGUCUUGGUUUUCGACUCUGGAGUUUUGAAGGAGUUUGAUGCACCCUCGCGGCUCUUGGAGCAGCCAGACUCUCUUUUUGCAGCUGUGAUUCGUGAGUAUUCGGAGCACUCCAAGUGCGAAGAGUAGAUUCAUGUGUUUUAAUGAAACCUGGGAUUUUUGAGCUUUUUCCCACUUUAGCCAAUUUCAGUUCAGCUUUACAUGCUCACAUUCCAGUAGUCAACAUUCAUUGUAGCUUGUAAAUAUUACAUAGCAAUUCUUCAAAUUGACAACCAGGGAAGAUGAGGGCCCUCGUUUUAAGCCCGUUUUUGUGAGGGUUCUGUCGAGGGCGAACUUAUCAGUGUACAUGUCAGCACUUCAGAAUCCUGGUAGCUGUGAAGAUAGAACUAAAUUAGCUUGUUUACAUAACAUUGUAUCCUAAAAUUGAAAUGGUUUUGUUUCAUCAAGUGUGUGGUUUCAGCCUAGUGGUAAAUUUUAGUCAUUUCAUAUUUGUAAGAUUAUUAUUUUAUUCGACCCAACUUUUUUUGACGA
Messenger RNA from Physcomitrium patens, 5386 nucleotides. Its product is annotated as putative ABC transporter C family member 15. Lineage: Eukaryota; Viridiplantae; Streptophyta; Bryopsida; Funariales; Funariaceae. Gene Ontology annotation, biological process: transmembrane transport. Gene Ontology annotation, molecular function: ATP binding; ATP hydrolysis activity; ABC-type transporter activity. Gene Ontology annotation, cellular component: membrane. The record is from RefSeq and is a predicted model, not a curated record.